AUGAGUGAUGUACAACGAAAACCUCCUGAAUUCAAGUUUAUGGACCUUCCAUAUCUUCCCAAGCAAUACGUGUUGCAUACAAUGGAGUUUUCAGAUCUGCUCCGUGCAUCGACACUGUCAAAGUGGAUGGCUGAGAUGGUGUCCAAAGUCAAGGUGCCAGACAUGGAUGUUACCAUCAAUUCUCAAAUUGCAAUAAUCAAAGCUGGAGACUUUAAAUGGACCAUCAACAAAGUCGAUGAGCCAGAUUGGUUUGGCCCUCAGUUGUUCUCAAAAACAGAAUUCGGCCGCUACCCCGUCACUGGCUUCACAUCUUCCAAAUGGGUUUCAAACACAACUGAUGAAAAUUUUGAUGAAGUGGUAUCGAUUGUACUGAAGAUUCGGAAGAUAUUCCCAAAACUCAAGAUCAAAAAUCUGAAGAUGGAUUUGAAUCACGUCGACACUUAUGCUCCAAUGUUUGAUUUAUUUGAUGUCAAACAAAUUAAGAAGGUGGACCUGUUCACCAACAUCAAUAAGCUUCCAUCCUUGAUUGAAAAAACGAAGAACAUGAAAAUGCAAGGGCUAAUUCAUUACGAAGAAAUAAUCUGGUUCAUGGCGGAGAAUCCAGUUGAUCCUCACGGAGGCCUUCAUUGGUUCACGACACUUGGAUGUAUAAUGUCGGGGAUGCAAGUCUUGAAGUUGGACGGAGAGCUCUUGACAAAUGCUGAUUGCAUUGAAUUCUUGAAACUAUGGCAAACCGGUAAACUUCCAUGCUGCGGAAUCAUGAAAGCAGAAAAAGUCAAGAACAUCGACUUGAAGACGGUGUUGAAAGGCACAGAUUGGUCACCAUGGAAUGACGCCCAAAUGAAAAAAUACCGAGGAAUCGAAUGCUUUUCUCAAUACUUUGACUUGAAAGGAUUCAUCGUCAAGUGGGACGAUGAGAUUAUUUCAAUCCAGUACUUGGAAGACAUACAGCUCUUCUUCGUCGUUUUCUGGGACCGCCGAUUUGUUGAUCGCACGUUCCGUCCAAUCAAAAAAAUCUUUUGA
Caenorhabditis remanei is the source of this 1023-nucleotide messenger RNA. RefSeq lists its product as uncharacterized. NCBI's taxonomy places the organism in Eukaryota, Metazoa, Nematoda, Chromadorea, Rhabditida, Rhabditidae. The transcript is spliced from 4 exons. The record is from RefSeq and is a predicted model, not a curated record. The coding region runs from base 1 to 1023 and encodes 340 amino acids.